CCCCGGCAAAGGAAGUUUUUGAGGAGGAGGGGUCAAGGGCGGGUAGGUGGAAGCACCCACGCAUCUGGGGCUGACUCGCUCUUUCGCAAACUCUCUGGGAGGAGCCCCGGGGGCACAAAACUGUCUCCUUCCCCGGGCCAGACUGAGAGGUGCAGGGAGCCACACGGACGGGAUCUGCUGCCAGACAUGGGCCGCCCGAGGCUGCUGCCGCUGCUGCUGCUCUUGGUUCAGACCUGCGUUCCGGCCUCCUGGAGCCUGCAGUGCCUGCUGUGUGGGAGGACCGGGAAGUGCCAGGUGGAAGAGUGUGCCCGUGGCCAGGACCUCUGCAGGACCACGACCUUGCGCAUAUGGGAAGGAGGUGAAGAGCUGGAGGUGGUGGAGAGAGGCUGUGCCCACCCCGAGAAGAGCAACAGGACCAUGAGCUAUCGGACAGGCACGCAGAUCAUCACUCUUACAGAGGCCCUUUGUGCUACCAACUUGUGCAACCAACCCAGCCCUGGUCGGACUUCCACCUUUCCCCGAACCCGAAACCGUUACCUCGAAUGUGUUUCCUGCGCCUCCUCAGAUCUGAGCUGUGAGAGGGGCUGGGAUCAGAGCCUACAGUGCCGCAGCCCUACAGAACAGUGUGUGGAAGUGGUGACCCACCGGAGCCUGGAAGGCAGUCCAAGGGAUGAGCACCACACCCGUGGCUGUGGCAACCUUCCGGGCUGCCCGGGCCCCACCGGCUUUCACAACCACCACACCUUCCACUUCCUGCAGUGCUGCAACACCACCAAAUGCAACGGGGGCUCAGUCGUGGAGCUUCAAAACCUGCCUCUGAAUGGCCUCCAGUGUUACAGCUGUGAGGGAAACAGCACCCAUGGAUGUUCGGCGGACGAGUCUUCCCUGACCGCCUGCCAAGGCCCCAUGAAUCAAUGUCUGGAAGCCACGGGCACUAAUGGGCUGGGCAACCCGAUCUACACAGUACGAGGCUGUGCGACCCCCUCAUGGUGCCAGAGUCUCCAUGUGGCUGAAGCCUUCAGCCUGACCCAUCUCAACGUCUCCUGCUGUACUGGAACCGGUUGUAACAGUGCUCCCCGGCUUGGUCCUGCCCACCUCAGCCUCACCACCACCCUGCUUAUAACCGCCAGACUAUGGGGAGGCACUCUUCUCUGGACCUGACCCCCUCAUACACUCCCCCUACCCUGGCUGGAUCCAGGGGAGCCCUUUGCCCUCCCCUUAGCUCCCAGCCCUUCAGAAUUGCUGUGUUACCUCAGGCCAGUGUACUGUUCUCUCUGGGUCUCAAUUUUCCCAGCUGUCUCACAGAGUUGGAGAACCAGAGGAGAAAAGCUGGAGAAAGACUGCAGGCCAGCAGGAGAGGUCUCGUUAUGUUAGCGUUUUUGUACCAUUGUUGUUAUUAUUAAUUAAUAUUUGUUUUAUUUAAUAUUUUAUACUUAAAUAAAGAUUUUUGUACCAGUGAA
This is a messenger RNA of Mustela lutreola (European mink), 1460 nucleotides long. It is a transcript of the gene PLAUR, whose product is annotated as plasminogen activator, urokinase receptor. Gene Ontology annotation, cellular component: plasma membrane. Lineage: Eukaryota; Metazoa; Chordata; Mammalia; Carnivora; Mustelidae. The transcript has 7 exons. The coding region runs from base 187 to 1161 and encodes 324 amino acids. The record is from RefSeq and is a predicted model, not a curated record.